UGUAUUUGUAUUGUAUUUAUAUUGUAUUUAUAUUGUAUUUAUAUUGUAUUUGUAUUGUAUUCGUAUUGUAUUCGGAUAUUGAUAUCCGUCUGGGUAACAGUCAUUGUACAUUUGUAGUGUUAUGUUUUAUUGACGAAGCAUGAAAUAGAGCAUUUGUAAGGUUCCACUUUAAUAACGCGGAUAUAAGACAAACCCUAUGAUCUUCCACUCGGUCAUUAAACUACUGACGCCUUCGGCAUCGGAACUAGUCACUAGUCGAUAGUUUCGAUUAACUCGAUACCUUAAUCGAUCGAUCGUAAUCGGACAUCCCUUCCGCAUUAUAAUAUUCAAAGAAUACGCCACAACCGCUCGACCUACAUUAAAAAUUUUAUCACAAAAACGGCCAUCGUCCAUCGCGCGCAGUCAACGUCACCGCUAGCCCAAGCCCACACACGAUCGCGCUGAACCGCUGCUGGACCAGCGCAGCGUCAGGCAACGCAGUUUCCUUCCUUCCUUCCUUCCAACGGUGAUCCUCCUCAUCCUCGCCCGUCACUGCCGCCAUCAAUGCGCACUGCUGCACACCCCUCGAUCGAAUUGCAUAAGCCUGGUCAGCCUGCGAGCGUGCGUGCGAAAAAAAAAACACAGAAUCUGGCCUACUGCUGCCUUCGCAUCGCAGUAGGCCGAGAAAACCAAAUCAAGCGACGCGACGCGCAGUGCGACGUGGUGGCGGAGCGCCGCGCCCCGUCGCGAACUUGGAUUUUUCAUUGUCAAUAUCGCCAUGACGACGGCGACGAAUGGUGAAGCAUGAGCAGCCGCCUACUUCUAGUAGUCUAGUAGUAGUUUGCCUUCGUGUGGUGUCGCCUUCCUUGCGCGUUGCGAGCAAGCGGCGGAACCUUGAUAUGCAGAUUGCUGCUUGCUUUUCAGGCUGUCGUUGUUGGUUGGCGAAUCACACACAGGCCUUCUAGCUACGUACUAGGCUGGCAACAUGUCCGGAACAUGUUAACUGCGCCGAGGGGGCUGCAGAGCAGUGCUUCGAGAAAAGAGUUCCGUUUUUUUUCGCGGUGUUCUUCCUUGACGAUGUGGCGACCGGACUUGCGGAGUUGCCGUGGAGGCAAACUAGUUGCACGUUGAUUGCAACUCAACAGUACCUAGAGCAGGUAAUCGCUGCUUCGCAGCGUUGUGCGUUUGUCACCAACAACGUCUCGGUGAAGGUUUCGCCGAGGGGUGACUCAAUGGCACGUAGCGGACGAACGUAGCGGAAGUUGUGUCAGGCUAGAGGGACACUGAAUAAUUAUGGAAACGAUUAGAAUCCAAGUAAGCUGUUUCCUGACAGACAACACAGGGAAGCAAGUGUUGUUCAAGCUGUGAGGACAUGGCCGAAGUCGGGUUUUCUCAUUAGAAUCUAAUCAUUACUGCUAGAAGAGAUCUAAUAGGACUCAAAUCAGCAAACGGAUAAAAUGAAACAUGCAAAUCUGGUAGGAAUCCAAUUGGGAUUCAAUCAGAAUCUCAUACCGGAUUCAACCUUGAUGGAUUACGGGUUCGUCGCUUCACCGGACGAAUCUUUUGUUGGCCUACUUCGUUAGGGUUGUCAAGUGCGACGGAAAAAUGACCACCACCGAGGGCCAUCGCAAAGAACGAAUAUGUGUGGCAAGCACCGUUCUUGGUGGGUCUCCAAGCAUGGGGAAGCGGUGCAUAACUGACGUUCCAGCGAACGGGUUGCACAAGCAGCACAUAAAAACCGGUUUCCAGGCCAGGCAAUCCGAUCGCAGCAGCAGCAACAGAGGAAUCCGAUGACAACAAUGAAAAAUUCGAAAAUUUCUUUCCUUGAACAGAGAUCAAUCAAAGCAAUCUUCCGUUCGAAUCAAAACUCGAAUCGCGAGGGAUGACCCAUCUUUGACAGAUGCAAACCAAGGUGAUUAGAGAGAGUAGGUGCGCAACUUAGCCUUUUUAGAAACAAAAAGCCGCACAGUUUGACCUCCUUUUUGGCGGACAGAUGCUGGCGAACCGUUUAACGCCGACUGCGCAGCGCGCACUUGGAAGAACAGCCGGUUGUCGAAUAGGUAACGCGCCAUACGACGAAAUUGGAUAAUUGCGCCCCAAAACAACUGACGGCAUGCAGGCACAGCUACCUGCUUGCUACUCUACCUUGACUAGCAGAGGUACAGAUGCAGUGGAAGUGGAAGUGGAGCUAGCCACCGUUUCUUCGCGCCCGAAUUUCGGGGAAACCUUUUGACACAUGCAAAACACUGCGUUGCGUUGCGUUGCUACGCGACGAAGAAAAUGGGUCUCUGCGCUGCGCCUCCUUCGUUCGGUUGACCUCUAGCAGCCAGGUCCGUUAAUAACGUGUAACAAGCAGCGCGAGCAGUCAUCAUCAUCUGAUGGAAGCGAAGAAUCGACCGGAAAGAAUUCCUCCUCCCCCUAGGAAAGGACGGACGGUGGUACGCGAAACGAACGAAAGGAACGGAAAGGAAGACCUGUGCUCCACCUCCUCCCGGUCCCGGUCCCGGGAGGAAAUGAUGCGCGCGAAUUCGCUGCUACAAGUGUUUCGUUGUUCCUCUUUUUUUCGGUUCGGCUGUUUCUCCAGCCAAUUGUUGUUUCGACCAUAUGCUUCCACUUAAUUACUGUUUACUGUAUCGUCGUAUCGUAUGGUGGUACGUAGCAGUAACAGAAGAUGCUUCGUUCGUUCUUUGCCGUUUGUGCGGAACAAUAACAUGAGGAUGAGGUGAAGGAGGAGAAGUAGAAGAAACCGGAGAAAGGGUUUCACCGUAGCAGAUUGGUUUUGAAAACACCGUAUGUUUCGGACUUCCGUUCUCGGAUCCGAGUCACUCGAUUUUCCCGAAUGAAAAAAAAACUAUAAAAUUACAAUUGAACUUAUUGUUAUGGCGCAUUUUUUUACAACAGGUUUGCCAUAAAAACUGCAGCGCUGUAUUACAAUCAAUUUACUGUAUGGCAUUGAUUGGUACCAUAAACGAAAUGGUAAAUGGUGGGUGAUGUUACAAUAACAAUAAGUCACAAUGUAACACAUGUCUUGACAGCAACAUUUUGGAAAUUUGUUCAUACAGAACUUAGAGCAAUGCAGUAGUAUUAACGUUUUUUUGUUGUUGCUUAUGCGUUUCGCAAAAUAAAACAAUGUAUAACUGUAAAAUGACGUUAUAGUAAAUGGUAGCAGCAGAAUUGAUAUCAAUACAAACACUGUUGAUCGAAUGGUUGUUUAGCAAUUGAAACAUAAUAUAUCUUUCACUAUACUUUAUUGAAGAUAUAGAUAUAAAUCGUUCUUUAAUGCGACGAGCAUCAAAUUAUAGAGAUCAAUAAGUAAAAUCCUAUUCAAGAUGUAUAAAAAGGAUUAUUGUAAUGUUCCCUGUAUCGUGAUAAUAUGUUGUUUUGAUAUUUGUUUCUAGUUUCCAUUUCUGCAUCCGAAUCGGAAGUGAUAGUUACUAGAUCACAAAGCUCGUCGCCUCGAAUCGAUAUGAUUUGAGAUUCCAAACACGUGGCAAAUUGGCCUGAAACGAUGAAAUUGAAAGAUUACCUUAGAAUCCUUGGAAAAUAUCGGAAGAAUCCAUCAUAAAGUCCAUGCAAGAACGGGAAGUUCUUGGACUUCUUGAAGAAAUUCUUAGAAAAGUUCUGUAGACAUUUCUGGGCAAAUGUCUGGACCAAAACCUGCAAAAACUUCUGCAAGAAUUCCCUGUGGAAUGCAUAGAAUCACGCACCAAUCUUUGCUGAUAUCCCUGAAAAAUCCAUAAAGAAGAGUUUAGAAGUUCAACAGGAGCCGUCUGUUCUAGAGAAAUUCCUGGAGGAGAUUUUCAAUAAAUCUCUGCCGGAGUUCUUGGAUCCACCAAUGGAAGAAUCUCUCAAAUAUCUAUCGAGAAAUCUCUAAAAGAGUACACGAAGGAAUAUCUAAGAUUAGGUGUUGUCUAGUGAGGAACUCCAGGAAAACCUUCAAGGUAAUUUCUUGGAAAAUGUUCAGAUAGAAUUUUUGGAGAACUAUCUUGCCAAAUUCUAGACCACUUUGAGAAAUUCAUGAAAUACCUUGGAUUUUCCUUAGAGGACAUCCUGGAAUGUCUACUAGAGCUUCUCCCGUCACUUUUUCAAUAGGUCAUCCAAUUUCUAACGGAAUUUCUGAUCUAAUCCUUUGGCAGAAGCGCUGAAUGAGAUUCUUGAGGCUCUCCGAAGAAACUUUUGGAGUUUUUGAGAAACUCACUGGAGAAUUACCAGGAUAAAUUUCCAGGCCAAUGCCUGGCGAAGUCCCUGAAGAAAUCCAUCAGAAAAUCCCUCCAAACAAAAGCCUGGAGAAUCCCUGAAAAAUAACGAAAGAAUCCAUUAAACACCCCUCAAAAAGUUCAUGGGUGAACGGGAAGUUCUUGGAAUCCUUGGAGAAAUUUUUGGAAAAAUUCUGUAGGUUUUUUUUUGAGAAAUCUCUCGAUCAAUCCCCCAGAGAAACCCCGGGGAGUAUUUCCGGAGUUUCGCGAACGAAUCUUCAAAGAGAUCGCCGAACAUUCCAUAAAAAGAGGCAUACACCUGUGAAGUGUAACAGGAGCCAUCAAUUCCUGGGAGCUAGGAAUUCCUGGGAAGAAUUUCUGGAGCAGUUUCUCGAAAAAAAAAAUCUCUGGAGGAAUCCCUGGAUCCUCCAAUGGAAGAAUCCAUCAAAUAUCUCUCGAAGAAUCUCCGAAAGAAUCCUUGAAAUGCUCUAAAGGACUAUUUACCAUUAUUUCUCUGAUAAAUGGUCCUUUAGAAUUUUUCAUGGAUACUUUCGGAGAUCCCUCGAAAGAUAUUUAAGAUAUUUCGCAUGAAGUUGUUGCUUGAAAAAUUCUGAAAUUAUUGGAAAAUGAUCAGAGAGAAGCUUUGCAGAACUUUCUAGAUGAAUUCUACGCCAAAACUUUGAGAAAUCCAUGAAAUUCCCGGGAUAUUGCUUAGAGGUGUUCCUGGAAUGUCUACUAGAGGCUUCUCCCCGCAUUUUUCAAUCGGUCCUCCUGGAACUUCUCCCGACUGUUCUCUCUGAUUGUAGGAUUUUAACCCGAAUCGGGAUUCCUUUCCGACGGAGUUCCUUCCGAGAUUUGUUCAGGGAUUACCUCAGGAAUUACUUGGAGAGCAACAGCUACCGGAGUUCUUCCUGGGAUCCUGGUUGAGAGAAAUUAUGGUACAAAAUUCGAGAGGUAUAAGAGAAAUAUCGAAAUCAAUCUAAGCUGACGGACCAACAACUGCAGCUUUAAAAACGUUUUGAGAACCGUCAUAAAACUAGUUCAUGGCUUUUUCGUAUUCCAAGGUGUAUCGAAAGCCUACGGGUUCACUACAGCAGACGGCUCGACAGAAGGCUAAGAACACCAUGUCACAAAAUGCCAAUUGUCUUAGUAUUUGUCUUUUUUCGGGUUUAUGAUGGUUCUAAACUGCUUCUCAAGUAUAUUAGACAUGACAAUGCAAUGUUCCGUCAGAAGUUCUUUCAAAAGCUUUCCCAGGGAAUAUUUCAAGAACUCUUCAAGUAGUCCCUCUCGGAAAUCAUUCAGAAAUGCCUCUUGGGAUUCCUUUGAGAGUUCCAACUGGGAAUUUCAUGCAAUUUUGGAUAGGAUUUGUUAAGGAAUUGAUAUUGCGAUUCCUACAGCUAUUUCUCCUCGGAUUUCUUCAGGAAUUCCAACUGUGACUCAUCCCUGAAUGUUUUCAAUGGUUUCACCAGGAAUUCUCCCAGUGGUUUUCCCAGGAACUUCUUCCAGAGACUCUUCCAAGAAUGCCUGCUGGGAACUGUGAGAUAUAAGAUGUACUGAAUAAAGCUGUGAUAAAGAGAAUGAUCACAGCAGGCGAUAUAGCGCAUUUGAAUAUGAUGCGAACUGUCAAGCAGACAAUGUUAGCAUCCCUGCUUGCGUAGCAACAACUCCAGGCGUCACCCAACCGCGUUCACUCUUGCCACUUGCGAACCAACGUCAGCCUGGGUAAGUUGUGUGUGCUGCACGUGAGGGGUGAUUCCUUCCCAGAGAAAUCCUAAACUCCACAGGAACCUCCCAGGAGUCUGCAGAAAUUCUUGUUGAGAAUCCUUCAGAAAGUUCCAAAGUUGGUCGAAUAACACAGCACAAUCAAAGGAAAUCGAUCAAAUAACGAGGCUAGUUCAUCAUGUUGCUGAAACUCGGAAGCUAGCAGAAUUCCGUUGUCUGACAAUGAAUAUUUCUCGGUGUGUUUAGAGUCUUGCCCCUCAGUAUGUCAACAGACGAUUGAUAACGCAUACAAAUUUCCCACCGGGGUAACGCCUACGCUAUCGACUGACAGUUGCUAACGAGAUCAAAGCAGGCCAAGAGCGUUCCUCUUCCUCUUUCUGCGGUCAGCGUUCGAACACGUCAGAAGUAUUGCAGUGCAUCGGGUCGCUGCUCUGGACGAUUCUCAUCGAGAACUUUCAAUCAAAUUCCUACAUCCGAGAUCUCACAGAAGUCAACACUACGGAGAUGCUUGACACCCUAAUACAGCGUUUGAGUGCUCUUGCAAAACGAUUGCGACGUUAUGGAGAAUGUUUGAAGCGGAAGGAACAAAACCUGAUGUUUAACAUUAACGAAAGGGAAUUCUACAACAGCGUCCGAAACGACAAGCCUGAUUUUGGAGAAGGCCUUCCGGAGAUUGGUGACGCCUCACAGUUCAAGGAUGUGGUUGCCAGAAGAAGAACAGCAGUGUAAUGGAGUUGGAGGCAUGACUGCGGUCGCAGUAACCAGUUACCAGUGUACCAGAAAUUGGACUGUACCAGGACCCGAAUUAGGUGCUGAAAGACCCAGAAGCUGCCAGAGUUCAUUACCAGGGAUACCGUCUGCCAAAGAGCCACAGCACAGCUGAAACAGGCCAAAUAACAGACCAAUAAUGUGCCUUCAUAGUCCAUAUGUACAAGAUGCUGUCGACGGUAAUAGGGCACUGCAUGGAACUCUCUCCUUCUCCUUCACUCUUACAGAAAUUUUGUAAGCAACAAGGAAAAGAAACGUCAAAAUCCCAUACAAGAUCAAAACAGUGCAGUGCCCUAUAGCGAGGAGGAUACAAGCCAACUGCGAUGCCAAUAACGUGAUGACUGAAGAACGAAUAGGGUGUCGCAAAAACUCGUAGACUGCAAAGAUCAGGUCAUCACAGAUGCAGACAUUGUGGGUCAAGCCACCGAAAAGCAGAGGAACUUGAGCAUGGUGUACAUCGACUACAAGAAGGCGUACGACUCAGUUCCGCACUCGCACCUUCUCAAGGUACUGCAGUUGUACAAGGUAGACGUAAGGCAGCAAACGAUGUGGAUGUGUUCCCUACAAAUUACCAAUGGUACAGCUGUCUUGCGGUCCAGAACUCUCAGCAUCAACACAAUAACAACGCACACUUUCUUUAUGGAUGACCUGAAGCUGUUUGCGGAAUCAGUACAGAGGUUGCAUCAACUGUUGGAGCUUGCAGACGGUGCUCAGCAACGACAUCCGGAUAGAGUUUGGAACUGACAAAUUCUUCAUUGCACGAAGAAAAUUAUUGGCAGAAUUCAAGUCACUUUGACAGAUAACGCACUUAUGCGUUAUCUGUCAAACUGACAAAAACCAAGGCCGCCUUUGUCCUACUCAUGUAGAACUGUCAGUGUGACCUUAGAAUUGUCAAACCACGUAAUGAAGGAAGACUGUCGGUCAGUGUUCAUCUUCGCAGAACAGUAGGCAGUUUACACUGAAGGAAAUCUGCAGUGUAAAAACUUAUCAAAAAAUCACUGAAAACACAGCUACUUUUAUUGCUGUUAAAACUGAAUCUUGCAUAUAAAGGUAUCAACAACUGCUCCAAAGCGGAUUGCCUCCCCAAAGAAGGAAGUUCGAACGAUUUCGACACUCCGCCAACAACGGAAUCAGUCCGGAAGAGGGCCAUUCUUUUCCAUUUUCGUCGGAGUCGGUCGUCGGUAUGAUACGCGGUUCGGUCACAUUCAUAUUCUAAUCAGGUGUCGACAGCACUCAAAAUCAAACGCAUAGAGCUCGAAGCGCUGAAACACACGCAUUAUGCAGAACUUUGUUAGCUGUGAACCUGCGAAGCGAAAAGGCAGCGAGGGAUAUGACGAAAUUUUGACUCGGACAAAAGGAAUGCUAAUUAUUUACUGGAGCAGCUCUUCCUGCGUGCGAGCGACGGUGACAACGGUAUAGCGAGCCUACUGCGAUCAGACGAGUAUGUAGGGAUGCGCAAGUGAGAAGAUUCCAACAUUUAAUCGAUCAAUCUAGAACAAUCUCACCUGUUGAUCUAAUGUUCAAUUGUUAUGGCAAAACAUCGACACAAUUCCAAACUUGAACAUCCCUACUCGUCACGACCAGAACGGCGGUGACCAGAAUAUUGGUCUAGCAACGUUAAUCGUCGCCAUGUUUCUCAUUAGAAUGUUAAUACACGAUGAAUGACGGUGUCCGCCGAGUGUUGUCGGAGUCUUCGCGCACCGUUUGGUUUCCAUUCUGCGCGCAAACCGGGCAACAACCAAGAAUGAAUGAACCUAUUCAUUACAGUUCUAAACGGGCGGAGAUGGUAGAACCGGAGCGAAUCCGUUCGAAUUAUCAUUACAUGCAAAUUAGGUUCGUGGUGGGAACAAGACGAGGAGGUGGAAAAGUGCGAUUCAUUAACUGUACGCGCGCUUGCGAAGCGGAUUCUGACGUAGCACAGCAAACGCUGUUCAUCGAACUCAUGGUUUCGCGAUCGCACGCUAAAACUAGAAUACGCACGCCCUUUUUCGGUCGCAAUAGCAACACAGCAGGUGCUACUUAGUGAUUCAAAUGACGAUGGACAAUUCGGAUUCGGCCGAGGCGGGAAACAAUGGGACACUUCUGCUUCUGCCUGCAUUCCUCGCAGUAGGCCGUUCAAAUAUUUCGCCCCCCUGUUGACAAACGGCGAAGAGAGGCGACGCGACGCAACGCGACGCCGGCGGGGACUUAGUAGGCUGCGCGUUGCGUCGAAUCCGAAUGGAAUCUAGCGAAGCGUAAAUGAAUCGCUGCUAAGCCCAGAAAGAGGGACAGUAGAGAAGAAUGGAAGUUCCCUUCCCGGAUUAGGGAAUGGUGUUCGAAUGUAGAGGAAGGUCGGUGACUUUGUUUAGUUCGAUGACAGAACAAAGGGUCACGAUUACAAUGUGUUACUUAAUCGGUUCAGUUGCGUUUGACUCGUAUGCGAUUCAAUCUGAAUUUGACAGCUGACCAGUGUGAUUAACAUUUCUGGCAACGCUUACGCCUGGCUAGGUUGCCAGGUUUUCGCUCAUUGGUUGCCAAACUCUACCAAACGUUAGCGAAAAUGCAUUCUACUUAUACUAAAAUAGGGUCCUAAAAUUAAAGACGAAAUCUCGCUUAUAUUGAGAAUAAGACAAUUACACCGUCUUCAACCUUGCGGCCUCUACAGACGAAUAAUACGAUCAAGCAUGGUAUUCUAAUCGGAAUUGUACUUUACUCGAACUUGAAAAACAAAGGAAUAAUGAGAAAAUUCGAAAUAAGUAAAAUGGUAAAUAGUUCUACUUUGACACUUGAGGUCAACCUUGUGUGACGGAGCUCGACAUUUUUCGCACUGGAAAUUAAAAAAUGUUCCUAUCUGACAUACACGGUGAAAAAAAAUCACUCAAACUAUGUGUUAUAAGCUAGGGACGAGACAAAAAAAUAAAAAAAUAAAAAUUAUAUAUUUUCAACUACGGUUAAUAAAAACGUCAAAAAAUGAGUAAAUGUGUAAUCUUGUACCAUAUAUUGUGGUUUAAAACAAGAAUCUAGAUAGGACUUUAGGAGCCUAUUCUACAACUUUGCCAAGAAUAUUUGCAAGUUAAUCUUCGAAUUGAAAUACCUUUGAGCGAGGCUGCACUGAAUGAGCGGGAUCACGUGCAUCACACUUUAGCGUGAAAACCCUUCGUCGAUCGAUCUACAUUGCCUUCCACUUCGGGGCUCGAUCACACCCACUGCAGACACCGAAUUGCAAUUGCGAUCGACACUUCUUCUACAGCCAAAAAACGAAGAUCACGCGAUCACCCCCAAAAAAUGGGCAAAUCUUGUGCGUCACCUGGGACAGCGGAAUUUUAACUCACUGUCGCCGCAAGGGCACGUUGCCCGAUCGCCCACUAAUCACCAUUUGAAAGGAAACGGGAGACAAACAACAACCAGAGGCGAUCGCGAUCAAAUCCCGGCGCGCGGAGACUUAGUGUCGUCUACGUGCUAACAAGAAGAUCGUUUGACACCGAUAUGCUACCGUUUGGGAUGAUGCACCAAGCGCGCAAAACAAUCUCCAGGUGGGACAACCAGCAGUGCCAAUUGAGCCGCCGUCCGCGACAAAAGCCUCUCUUCCGCGAUGAAUUCCACCAACGACGACACCGUUUGGAUCGAAAACGGGACUCGAAUAUCCGAGGACAACGAUACCUCCCUACAGUUCGAUUGCGACGGUUCGUCCUACAUCCCGCAAGGGAUCGCGUCCCUUCGGUUCCAGAUCCUGAUCUACCUGGCGUACAGCGCGAUCUUCCUGACCUCGAUCGUCGGCAACGUGGCCGUCUAUCUCGUGGUACACCUCCUGCCCCGGAUGAACACCGUGACGAACCUGUUCAUCGCGAACCUCGCCCUCGGCGACAUGCUCAUGACCAUCUUCUGCAUCCCGUUCUCGUUCGUGUCGAUCUUCGUCCUGCAGUACUGGCCCUUCGGCGCCGUCAUCUGCCGCAUCGUCAACUACUCCCAGGCCAUCUCGGUCCUCGUCAGCGCCUACACCAUGAUCGCGAUCAGUGCCGAUCGCUACCUGGCCAUCAUGUGGCCCUUCAAACCCAGAGUCACCAAACGCCUUGCCAGGAUCCUCAUCCUUCUGGUCUGGGCCGGAGCCCUGGUCACCGCCGCUCCGAUCCCCGUAUUCUCCACCCUCAUCCAACCGACCGAGUUCUACGACGCCUGCGACCUCUCGAUCUGCACCGAAGUCUGGCCCGACGACCACUCCGAUCACAGCUACUCCAUCACCUUGAUGACGCUCCAAUUCCUGGUACCGCUCCUGGUCCUCAUCACCACCUACGUCCAGAUCGCGUGCAAAGUCUGGGCCAAGACGCCGCCGGGCGAGUCCGUCAAGGGGCGCGAUCGCCGCAUCCUCGCCUCCAAGCGCAAAAUGAUCAAGAUGAUGAUCACGGUGGUGGCGGUGUUCACCGUGUGCUGGCUGCCCUUCAACAUCUUCAUGCUGAUCCCGCUGGAUCCGGACUGGCGCCCGCUGCCGUACCUGUGGUUCCUGUUCCACUGGUUGGCUAUGUCGCAUAGUUGUUACAAUCCGAUCAUAUAUUGCUAUAUGAACGAGAAGUUUCGGCAGGGUUUCGGGCGAUUGGUGGAGGUUGUUGGGAGGAAGUGCUGUUGUGGUUGGGUGGGAACCCGGCGCAGGAAAAGUGAUGCCAGUACCAAUACGGAGAUGAUGCAGCUUUUUCCAAGUACGACGCUGAUGACGACGGUGGCGAGUGGUGUUGGGGGGAGUCGGGAGUGGGGUCAGAAGGGGUUUUAGGGUUGUCGAAUAAAGUGAAUUGUGAUCGGUGAAGCGAGAUUUUGAUUUGGAGGAGAGUUGAGAACGCCAUGAAAGUUUAGGAUGGUUUAGAAAGCUUGUCGGAGUUCACGUCGUAAUGCAAUGUUGGGAAAAAUAUGGGUUAAAGUGAACGAUCACUGCGUUACACUGUGUUACAACGAAAACCAUGUUGUCGGAGUUCACAAAAACUCGGAAUUGGGAUAUAAUAAUUUCGCUGCAAACGCUACGUGUAACCUAUGUGAUAACGAAUGUUUUGUAUCAAUGUUGGCAGUGUUGUCGGAGUCAAAAUCAUCACCGAAAAGCUUCAAGACAUGUUUUUUAGAUCAAAAUCCAUUGUUUCAAGAGCAUUAUCAACUUAAGAGUACUAAGGCCGUUCG
Aedes albopictus (Asian tiger mosquito) is the source of this 11801-nucleotide messenger RNA. Its product is annotated as RYamide receptor-like. The transcript has a single exon. Gene Ontology annotation, biological process: neuropeptide signaling pathway. The coding region runs from base 10237 to 11406 and encodes 389 amino acids. The record is from RefSeq and is a predicted model, not a curated record. Lineage: Eukaryota; Metazoa; Arthropoda; Insecta; Diptera; Culicidae. Gene Ontology annotation, molecular function: neuropeptide Y receptor activity. Gene Ontology annotation, cellular component: plasma membrane.